This is a messenger RNA of Mus pahari (shrew mouse), 1051 nucleotides long. Its product is annotated as interleukin-6 receptor subunit beta-like. Lineage: Eukaryota; Metazoa; Chordata; Mammalia; Rodentia; Muridae. Gene Ontology annotation, molecular function: protein binding. The coding region runs from base 608 to 1018 and encodes 136 amino acids. The transcript has 4 exons. The record is from RefSeq and is a predicted model, not a curated record.
GCCCUCGGGGAAGACAGCCCAGGGAGACAGCCGAGAUCCGGGGAGAGGGAUCGCGGGAGGUACCUGGGUUGCUGCCCGCGACCCAUUACCCUAGAGAAAAUGGAACUUUCCGUCUCGGACACCCACCCAAGAGCGGCGGGGAAGCCUUCGAUCUAGUCUAGGAGAGGCGACCAGGCUCAGCCUCUGGAAUCCCGGACGCCGGGAGCCGCGUUACGGGAAUCGCAGAGGCCUGUAGUCCCGCCCCUUCGUCUCCGGCGACCCCGAGCCAAUGGCCGCCCGCUUCGAGACUGACCAGAGCCAAUGAGCUCGCGAUCUCUGGCUCGGGGGGAGUGGGGAGGCGGAGCUAGGAGAGCCCGGGUCAGCGGCGGACCGAGGGUGGCGUGUACGAUCCGGAGGCCAGAGCUUCGAGCGAUCCGGGCUGCGGCUCCGCUGAGGAACCGGUGGUGUGGGCCGGGAUCCGCGGGGCCGAGGGACGCUCUGGAGCGGCGAGGCUCGCGGCCCGAAGGAAGACCCGAGAGAAGGAACAUGACAUCUAGAGGCAGCGGACUAGUUUCAGAUUCAUGCUUUAUCAUUUCUUAAUUUCGUGUGUUGGGAACAUCCCUGCACGAUGUCAGCACUAAGGAUUUGGCUAACACAAGCUUUGCUUAUUUUCCUCACCGCUGAAUCUAUAGGUCAACUUUUGGAACCGUGUGGUUAUAUCUACCCUGAAUUUCCAGUUGUCCAGCGUGGCUCUAACUUCACUGCCAUUUGUGUGCUAAAGGAGAAAUGUCUGCAGCACUACGACGUGAAUGCCAGCUACAUCGUGUGGAAGACCAACCAUGUGGCUGUCCCCAGGGAGCAGGUCACUGUCAUCAACAGAACCACAUCCAGUGUCACGUUCACAGACAUGGUCUUCCAGAGCGUCCAGCUCACCUGCAACAUCCUGUCCUUUGGACAGAUCGAGCAGAAUGUGUAUGGAGUCACCAUACUUUCAGGCUGUAAGAUUUGGGUCUUUUUUUCAAUAUUGUCAGACUCUUGAACUACAUUUUUAAUGGUUUCUGUUAGACUUCCC